Messenger RNA from Pneumocystis murina B123, 1633 nucleotides. RefSeq lists its product as hypothetical. The record is from RefSeq and is a predicted model, not a curated record. The transcript is spliced from 6 exons. The coding region runs from base 56 to 1633 and encodes 525 amino acids. Lineage: Eukaryota; Fungi; Ascomycota; Pneumocystomycetes; Pneumocystales; Pneumocystaceae. Gene Ontology annotation, molecular function: RNA binding.
AAAAUAUUAAAUAUUUGUAGAAAAAAAUAACUGGCUUUAAAGAGGAUAAAGAAAUAUGACAAUGGAAUCCUAUGAAGAAGAUGAUCUUUUUAGAGAUCUUUAUGGGGAUGAUGAAGCAGAAGUAAGUCUGUCAAAGCUGAAAAAAGAUGGUAAAAUAGAGGAAAAACCUAAAAAUAAGGAUCUUGAAGAGAUUAAGAAAGAAUUUGAUAGUGAAAUAUCGAAAGUUGGAUUGAAAUCGGAUGAUUUAUCAUGUAAUAUAGAAGAAGAAGGUUCAGGAUCAUUAUUUGAGGAUGAAAAGGAUAUUUCAAGGUCGUUUUCAGUUAAAAAUGAAGAUAUUCCAAAGAGGGAUGAGGAGAGGGUUGAUUUAAAGGAAGAAGAAGAAGUUUUGUGUAUAGAAAAUGAAGAUAUAUCUAAGUCUGUAGAGCAGACGGUUUCAGAAGUUACGGGGUCAACUAUUAGAGAGGAUGGGAAAAUGUUUAUCGGGGGUUUGAAUUGGGAAACCACUGAUGAAUCUCUUCGAGCAUAUUUUGAACAGUUUGGAGAAGUUACUGAAUGUAGUGUUAUGAGAGAUAGUUCUACAUUUCGAUCUAGAGGAUUUGGUUUUUUGACAUUUAAAGAUCCUAAAUGUGUAAAUACAGUUAUGGUAAAAGAGCAUUAUCUUGAUGGAAAAAUUAUUGAUCCUAAACGUGCUAUUCCUCGAGAAGAGCAAGAGAAAACAGCUAAAAUGUUUGUUGGUGGUGUUUCACAAGAUUGUACAGAGGAGGAAUUUAAGGAAUUUUUUAGUGCUUUUGGGAGGGUAAUUGAUGCUACAUUAAUGAUAGAUAAAGAUACAGGAAGACCGCGUGGAUUCGGGUUUGUAACAUUUGAAUCAGAGGCGGCUGUAGAAAAUGCUAUGGCACAGCCUUAUCUUGUAAUUCAUGACAAACAGGUUGAAGUAAAGCGUGCUACUCCUAAGGGAAACCUUAAAGAACGUACGAAUAUGACAAAAGAAAAGGAUAUGAAUGGAUAUGAUUAUCAAAGAAACUAUUUCGGUAAAGAUAAUUCUGGAUUUAACUUUCCAAUGGAUUUUCAAAGUAUGCAACAAUUUUAUGGUGGAAUGUCUCCUGCUAUUGUUGCGCAAUAUUAUCAGAGAAUGCAAGCAUAUAUUGCAGCAAUGCAAAAUAUGGGACGUGGCAUGCAAAUUCCAGGUGGUAUGGGUAGAGGCAUGAUGCCUGGGAUACCAGGAUUUCCAAUGGGCAUGAAUAUGGGUCCAAUGAAUCCUAUGAUGAUGAAUCAAAUGAAUAAUAUGAUGAGUAAUAUGGUAAAUUUUAAUAAUACAAAUCUUCCUUCACAAUCUACGCCUCAAAUAACGGUGCCAACAUCAAAUCAAGAAAUAUAUCAAGUAUCGGACGAUGGUAAUAUAAAUACUAAAAAAGAUAUCCAAGAAAAAGAUAUCGUUCAAAAAACAGAUAUAAAAACAUCUACUACAAAUACAACAGUGACACCGUCAAUUCAACCCUCACGGCCAACACCCCCUCCUAAUGCGCCUACUGGACCAUCUAAGUCAGCCUCUUCUUCACGCAAUCAUAGAACGGGUUAUUCUCGCAAUGGAAGGGGACAUAGCUUUCAUCCUUAUCAAAGAAGAAACCAAUAA